Molecule: messenger RNA, 2523 nt
Organism: Balaenoptera acutorostrata (minke whale)
Lineage: Eukaryota; Metazoa; Chordata; Mammalia; Artiodactyla; Balaenopteridae
Gene: CYSRT1
Product: cysteine rich tail 1
Exons: 6
Coding region: 367-768 (133 amino acids)
Source: RefSeq, a predicted model, not a curated record
GCUGCGGAAGGACCCGGGCUGCAAGCUCGGCGGCGGCGGCGGCGGCGGCGGCGGGAGCAGAGGAGAGGCCUGCACUGGGCCCGAGCUGCAGGUGCAGCAGGCUGUUUCCAGCGCUGGCAGGCUCACAGACCGCGAUGUGACAGAAGAGGGCCAGGCUUCCCUGCCCCCCCUGUGAUACGCCCUCUGCCUGUGAGGAGCUCUCAGUUUCAGAAAUGAGCUAGAAACGUCACUUGUGGAUGAAGCCCAUGUCGCCAAUCGUAAGAUAAGAGGGAAAAGGCAGCUGCCAGUCGCUCAGCUCACAGGCACUGGGACCCGGCCCAGGGAACAAGAGGACAGCUUGCUGCCGUCACCACUUCAGGCCAAGCCAUGGACCCCCCUGAGAUGCUCAUCAAGGACCCGUAUGCCCACGUCAGCAUCCCGAGGGCUCACCUGCGGCCCGAGCUGGGGCAGCAGCUGGAGGCGGCUCCAUCCUCCUCGGAGUCGCAGCCUCUGCCCGUGGGGUCCUGCACCCUGGAGCCUACCGAGGAGGCCCCAGGGCCCAAGGGCGCCGAGGGGGCUGCCUCCAUCCGGGGCCAGCAGGCCUGGCAGCAGCCCUGCACCCCCGAUGGCAGUGGGCAGCAGCAGCAGGCAGGACUGCCCUGCGCUGGCCUGCCGCCGGUGGGGCGCGGCGACGCCAUUGCCCAUCACUGCUGGUGCUGUCCCUGCUGCUCCUGCUGCCACUGCCCCCGCUUCUGCCGCUGCCACAGCUGCUGCUGUGUCAUUUCCUAGCCUGGCCCCUGGGCCGCAGGGCCUGCUGCGGGACGCCCCCACACGGCAAGCCCGGGCCUCUGCUCAGGUGGCCACAGCAGUGCCCGGACAGUUGGAACAGCCACUGGCCUGUUGUCAUGGGUGUUGACCGCUCCCCACCCUGGACAGCGGCACCUACCCACCGAGAAGGCUGACAGCUCAGCCCCCACCCCUGAAAACAGAGCCCUGGGCACUGGCCAUGAUGGCAGCCCCGGGGACACCCUUGACCACCUCUUCAAGGCCCAGGGCCAGGCAAUAAAGCAGAGCGAGCUUCGUCCCGGCCACUCUUCUCCUUUGCUGCUCCCCGCUUCGGGAGGGUCCCAGGCUAGACGCCACCACAGGCUGCCAGCCUCUAUGGGACAUUCCGGGGUGGGGCAGCCUCAUGACAACCUAACCUGCACUGCACUCUCAGGUUGGCCCAGAGGCUGUACAGGACGGCUGGUCAGGCCUGGGUUUGAGCUGCCCUGCAUUCCCUGGGGCUGAGGGUGAGCCUGGGAGACAGGAGAGUGUGUGGGUCACACGGCAGGAGCUCGCUGUGCCUGGAACCAGGAGUAGAGCCCGAGAGCGGCCUCCAGGAGGAGGACCGCGUUGGCAGCACAGUGGUGGGUGGGCCCAGCGCGGGCACGUUUCCAGGAGCGGGAGCCCAGGUGGCCAGCACCGAGCCCUGCCCGCCCGUGAGUCACUGCCCUGCCUCGGCCGGGGUGUUUUUCUGGUUUCCCACAGAACACCCAAUUCCUGAACACCUGCUGUGUGCUGCUUCCCGCCGUCCUGCCUCUGGGGCCUGGGCUUCGUGGAGGUGGGCAGAGAAGGCGCCGGGCCAGACCCAUCUCCCCCCGUCCGAGCAGCACAGCGCACCCGCGUUGGGGGCAUGUGGGGAGCUGAGCCAUUUGGCACGGGGGUGAGGCCGGGAUGCCGGUGUGAAGACUGAGCGGCGAGGCCAGUACCAGGCACACUGAUGUUUCCGGGACCGGGCAGAGAGAGCCGGAGGAGGAGGCCAAGCCGGCCCCGCAGGAUGGACGGGUCCUGGUGCCAGCCCUCCCCUGACCCCGGGUGACUGGCCACACGGCAGGACUGGCCCCUGGGCGUGGGCAGGCGUGUCACCGGCCUGACUCCAUGGGGCUCAAGCUCCCGGCCCUGCCCCAUGACUGGCCCGCACAGGAAGAUGACCCCACCCGGGCCAGCCACCAAAACCCGUCUGACCAGUCCAGGAGGCGGGGGCCUGCCAGGAUGGCAGCAGUAAGGAGGGGACCCUUUGGGCCUGGCUUCCUCUAGCGGGAUGGAGAGGGUUCUGGGGUCCUGACCUCAACCCGACCCUUCCCAACACACCCCAUUCUGCUACGUCACUGGGCUGGCCCCAAGGCUUUGACCAGGCAGAUGCCAGGGGGAGAUGGCCUCUGAGAAGGGCAUCCGGAGCUGCCCACGGUUCCCUGCACCUCAGAGAGUUUCUGGGUGGUCUCUGUGUGAGUGCGGAUCUCCACUCCUGUGCUUGAGGGCCUCCUUGGAGCCUUAUGGGGCUGGCUUGUGAUGGGAACAUGACAGGCCCAGCCCAGACAGGGACAAAGGCAAUGGGACAAAUCAACAUGGACACACACACUGUGCUCGAGCCACAAAGCAGAAGGACCCCGCAGAGCUCUGAGCUGGUGGGGGUCCUGGCAGGCUUCCUGGAGGAGGUGACGCUUGAACUAAGAGCUGAAGAACAGGCAUCAGCCAGGUCAAAGCCAAAAAGCUUUCCCAUCA